AGUCAAAGCGGGGCGGUGAUGCUGCGGUUUUGUUUUUGUUUUGUGCCCAAAUCCAGAUGACGCGGUGAGGGGCAGUACCCAGAGGGGAUGCGGGAACGGGGCCGGCGGCGAGGGCAGCGAUGCUCAGCAAACACCUCAGUGCACACGGCCAUCACCCAGAAGUGAUUGCAGGUCUGCCUCCACGUGCUCUAUGCCGAUGCUCAGCAGGUGAGAAUGGGAGGAGACCCCUAAAGCCAGGUUGGCCUUCUGUCCUGCAUCCUGCUCGCCUGCCCUACACGGAGUUCAGCCAGCGUUGGCAAACACACCAAGGAGGGUCUAACCCCUGUCUGUGAUGCUGUGGGACCUCCCCUGGCAUUCUUUGCAGUUGGUACUUGGAUAGGAUCCUACUUGUCAGCAUGAAAGGAAAAGCUGCACACUGUGACUGGAAAUGUGCAGCCCAGAGGAAGGCCUCUCCCUGCGAUCGAUACAAACACGCCUGUGUUGUCUGCAGAGGAUUUGUUUAUCUCUAUGGAGGGCGAAACACCACCAGUCUCAGAGAUUUUUGGCGGUACAAUAUAGCAAGGAAUGAAUGGGAAAUGCUGGACUGCUCAGGAGAUGGACCAGAAGAACUGGAAGAACAUUCAAUGGUGGCUUAUAAGGGCACCCUGUAUAUUUUUGGUGGAAUGGUAGAUUCUGCCUUCACACAAGCAAAAACCCCUCUCUGGAUAUAUGACACAGAUUCUGCAAGAUGGACAGAGGGCCACGACGUACCAGCAGAGAUGGAGAGUUUGGCACCUACUAACAGAAAAGGCCACAGUGCAGUGGUAUACUGUGCCAGCAUGUACAUCUAUGGGGGAUAUGUUGGCAUCAGAGGCAUUUCACAGGAAUUCUGGACUUUCCAUUUUGAUACAAGAAAAUGGCUAUAUGUUUCCACCCUAUCUCACAGCACUGGCCCAGGACCUCGGCACGGUCAUUCGGCAGUAGUUUAUCGUACAGCCAUGUACCUCUUUGGAGGACUGGCGGGGCUGAGUGAACAGAAAGAUUUAUGGAAGUGGGACUUUGGAAACAGCAGCUGGUAUAACAUCAGAACAAGCCAAGGACCUCCUCCAGCAGUAGGUCAUGCUUCAGUAGUCUUCAAAGACUCAAUGCUGGUUUUUGGUGGAGGGAUUUCCAACUCCAGUCCUAAUGAAGACUUCUGGAAAUACCAUUUCCAUACACAGACGUGGAAGAAGCUAAGUGGCAUUACAAAGGCAAACUUCUCUCCUAAAACAUAUCACUGCAUGCUAGGAAUUGGCGUUGGCUUUCAAACUACCUCAGAUUUCACUCCAUUCAAUACAUUCUCCAGUCACUGGAAGAGUAGGACGGAGCACCGCCAGCUGGUGACCAUCCCAAAGCACUCCCACUUCUGCAGCUACUUCCGCCAGCAGCCUGCAUACCGAGCGUUCAGCAACGAGGACAGUGGUGCCAUUGAAAUGAAAACCUUUAGCUUCCCUCUGGAGCCAGUGGGCUUUUGUGCAUUUCAAACCUCUUCAGAGGUGGAAGUAGAUCCAAAGAGAGCAACAAGCAUUUUGACAAAGGACAGGUCUGCCCCUCUGUUUCUCUCUUCUGAAAAAGAGACUUUUGCUGCUGCUGUGCUUGUGGAACAAGAGGAGGGAACCAACCGUCAGCAUGCAGCUGCAGGAGAUGAAGUUAGCGGCGAUGCCAAUGUGCUGCUGCUCAUUGGAGGCAAACCUUUGUCCAGCUUCUCUGAAAUCUCAUUCUGGCAAAUGAGCUUAGAUAGCUUGUCAUCCCUUUGAAUGCAAAGCAAAAGGACAAAUCCCCACCAGUGUGCUACGAGGCAACAAACCAACCAAACAGUGUUUUCAGUUUUCUGUCAGCUCACUGGGAAAAGAACAAAACCUUCUCACACAAUGCUAUGCACAGAUUUUUUUUACAAUGUGAACAAAAACCUCUCUAUACACUUAAGCCACAAAUGACAUAAAAAUUGCAGUUCCCAGGAGCUUGUUGGAACUUUGCUGCCAUUGUUACUUUUCCCUUCUGAUCACCUAACAACAUUAAGUCACUGUGGCUGAUGCUGCCACAGAUCAGAUCUGCAGUAACC
This is a messenger RNA of Meleagris gallopavo (turkey), 2080 nucleotides long. NCBI's taxonomy places the organism in Eukaryota, Metazoa, Chordata, Aves, Galliformes, Phasianidae. The record is from RefSeq and is a predicted model, not a curated record.